Ilex paraguariensis (yerba mate) is the source of this 543-nucleotide messenger RNA. Lineage: Eukaryota; Viridiplantae; Streptophyta; Magnoliopsida; Aquifoliales; Aquifoliaceae. The record is from the annotation of a GenBank genome assembly.
CUUCUCUCUCUCUAUCUCUGUGUGUGGCUUGGUACACUCUUUCUGUAGGGACAUACAUUGAAAAUUUUCUUGAAUUUCACAGGUAUCCCACCUGCAAUUCAAUGGAGAAAGCUCUUGAAACGCAGCCAAAAACCCAAAUUCAAUCGGAAAACACCCUUUUAGACCCCAAAACCCCACCUCAGAAUCCAUUAAGCAAACAUAAUUCUCAAACUUCUGCUAAUGAUCCUCCCAAAACUGGAUCUCCUUAUCGCCUUAAGGUCCCCAAGGCUUUCAAGUACCCCGAGAGGUACACAAGCCCAACUGAUCAUAUGAUGUCUCCUGUUUCAAAAGGACUUCUUGCUAGAAGUAGAAAGCCAGCAGCACACUUACCUCCAUCAAGGAAUCAAGAAUCAACCCAAGAUUCAGGAUUUGCAUUUUCAGGAGGUUGGUCUUUUCUCAGUGUGAAGUACUAAUAGUGUUUGAUAAGUUUGGACAUGUACAUCAUUUUUCUUUCUAUUCAGUAGGGUGCUUUUUAACUAGUUUUUUUUUUUUUUGUUGGGGGGG